Molecule: messenger RNA, 1035 nt
Organism: Arachis duranensis
Lineage: Eukaryota; Viridiplantae; Streptophyta; Magnoliopsida; Fabales; Fabaceae
Exons: 6
Coding region: 1-1035 (344 amino acids)
Source: RefSeq, a predicted model, not a curated record
AUGAGAUUGUCACUAGGUGAAAAUAACAACAUACAAGAACUCAAAAAUUUUGCAGAAUGGCUACUCAAAAUUGAUGAUGGUUUGGCUGGUGAUACAACAGAUGGUGAAUCGAUCGUUCAUAUACCAUCUGACAUUUUGAUUAAGAGCUCUGAGACAGAUAGAGCUAGUCUUGCACCAACUUUAGAUUGUGUCACUAAUGUCAACAACAAGAUGACUGCAGAGUUACCUGGACAAGAAAGAAUCUACUUAAGUUCAGACUCUGUGUGUGCUGAAGAGGGGAAUAUGGAAUUUGAGUUAGAUGCUUUCUCGCCGGAGAUUUUAAAUGUAAUAAAUUGUUCAGGUCUACCACCACACAAGUUGGUUCUGAAGGUUGGUGCUCAAUGGCUACUCAAAAUUGGUGAUGGUUUGGCUGGUGAUACAACAGAUGAUAUGUUAUCCAAUUUAUCCGUUGAAAAUUAUUUCAAGGAUAUAGUAAUUCUUGCACCAACUUUGGAUUGUGUCACUGAUGUCAACAACAAGAUGACUGCAGGGUUACCUGGACAAGAAAGAGUCUACUUAAGUUCAGACUCUAUGUGUGCUGAAGAGGAAAAUAUGGAAUUUGAGUUAGAUGCUUUCUCGCCGGAGAUUCUAAAUGGAAUAAAUUGUUCAGGUCUACCACCACACAAGUUGGUUUUGAAGGUUGGCGCUCCUGUUAUGUUGCUGCGGAAUAUAGACCAAACUAAUGGUUUGUGCAAUGGAACGAGGAUGCAAGUUAGAAGAAUGGGAAAUCAUGUGAUAGAAUGCAAGACUUUAACUGGUAACAAAGUUAGAAGUAUUGUUCUUAUCCCAAGACUGAAUCUAAUUCCAAAUAAUGAAACAUUGCCGGUCAGGUAUCAAAGGAUAGCAUUGAAUUGUUAUUCAGGAAUUCGUUGCUUGAAAUGUUUCUCCUUUUUGAGAAAUUCAUAUCAAACACCCCGAAAUACUGAUGGUACAGGGAUAUCGGCGAAUGGCGAAUUGCCGAAUGAUGCUGGUGUCAUCUCCGGAGCUGUGAAAUAG